Phaeoacremonium minimum UCRPA7 is the source of this 2409-nucleotide messenger RNA. Its product is annotated as putative minor extracellular protease vpr protein. NCBI's taxonomy places the organism in Eukaryota, Fungi, Ascomycota, Sordariomycetes, Togniniales, Togniniaceae. The coding region runs from base 1 to 2409 and encodes 802 amino acids. The record is from RefSeq and is a predicted model, not a curated record. Gene Ontology annotation, cellular component: membrane; cell wall. Gene Ontology annotation, molecular function: serine-type endopeptidase activity. The transcript has 9 exons. Gene Ontology annotation, biological process: proteolysis.
AUGCGAGGCGUCAAUAUACUUCUUGCUUUGUCUGCGAUUGGGGGCAGUGCUGCUCUUGAACGUCGCGGGAAGCUUACAGCAGCCACUGAUGCCAACAGUACUCUUCCUUUAGCUAAACGGUACAUCAUCGAGUUCGAGCCAGGCUCCAAUCAUGCUGACCUCAAAACUGAAAUCGCUUCUCGACCUGGUGCCAAGAUUCUUAAAGAGUUCAACAGCAACGUCUUCUCGGGACUUAGUGUUGAGACCACAGCAGAUAAUAUCGACUCUCUCCAAGCAAUAAAGUCUGUCUCCAAGGCUUGGAGCUCGAACAAACUUAAGCUUGGUCCCCAUCUCCCAACUGCAUCAUUUAGUGAUGAUGCAUCCGCACCUGAAUACUCGGUGCAUUAUGCUACGGGAGUUGAUAAACUGCACGAUGCUGGUAUAUAUGGCAAGGGGGCUGUUGUGGCUAUCAUUGACACUGGUACUCAAUAUACUCACCCUGCUCUAGGAGGUGGCUUUGGGCCAGGGUACAAAGUUGCCGGCGGAUACGACUUCGUUGGUCAAGGGUUAGAUGAAGGCGUGGUUGUUACCAUUGCCGCAGGUAAUAAUGGCGAGGAGGGCCCAUUCUUCGGCAGCAACGGAGCUGCAGGGAAGAACGUGCUCGCAGUUGCCUCUACAGAAGCCUCAAUUCUCGCCGCACCCCCCUUCCUGGCUACGUUUAACCUGGAUGGAGAGACGAACACAACGAAGGUUGCUUAUUUGUAUGGCUAUUACAGCUUCCCAACCGACCUGGUGGGCCUGCCCAUUGUUCCGCUUUCAGGAGACAUGACCGUCCCGGAUGAGGCUUGCGAUACCCUCCCCGAGACGACAGGCAAUUUAUCAUCUGUUAUUUCACUUGUCCGGCUAGGUGGAUGCGGUCCUUGGACAAAGGCUUACAGACUCGAAGAGUAUGGAGCACGCUAUAUCCUGUUUUACAAUGAUGAUGAGCCGAUUCAACCUCCAUACACAUUCAGCAACAGCAUUACAGGCACUAUCGAAGCUAGAGCAGGGGCCGCUAUUAUUGAGACGGUCAAGGCCGGUGGUAAUGUCACAGCUGAUUUCUCCUUGGACCCUGAAACAAAUUAUGUCGGCAUGUAUAACUCUGCGGGAGGAGUUCCGAAUUACUUCACAAGCUGGGGUGGUUUGUAUGAUCUUUCCCUGAAGCCCGAAAUCGCCGCCCCUGGAGGAGAUAUUUUUAGCACAUAUCCCGACAACACCUAUGCUGUCCUCAGCGGUACUUCAAUGGCAACUCCGUAUGUUGCUGGGGUAGCUGCUCUGUAUAUCGGAAAGUACGGCGGACGAAAGUCUAAUCCUAACUUCAAUGCAAAGAAGUUGGCAAUGCGUAUUAUCUCCAGUGGAGGUUCCGUUCCAUGGUCUGAUGGGUCUACCACAACGGACUACGGCUUCUGGGCACCUGUCCCUCAAGUCGGAACAGGGAUGGUUAACGGCCUUAAAGUCCUCAACUAUACCACUUCGCUGUCCUAUGCCAAGUUCGAGCUCAAUGAUACACACCACUUCAGUCGGUAUCACAGCGUGGAUAUCACCAACAACGGGCAAAGCUCUGUCACUUAUCGCUUCGCUCUACAGGACGGGGCCGGCGUAGAGAUGUGGCAAUCGGACCCUGACGCCUGGUCGUCCCCUCGAAUCAAGUAUUUUGAAGAACUUACUCCGGUGAAGAUGACGCCGCAGGUAUCAUUUCCCUCCGCAUUUACCUUGAAGGCUGGCGAGACCAAGACUGCCAAGUUCGGCUUCAAUUAUCCUACCGGUCUCAAAAAUCUCCCAUUGUACAGUGGCAAGAUUCUCAUCAGCUCCAGCGAGGGCGAGCAGCUCUCAGUCCCCUACUAUGGACUCGCCUCGGAUCUGAAGCAAGAUCUGAAGCAACAGUUUCCGGAAGGUUACCCGGCGUCGAUGUCUACACGGGAUUACAUUCCCAUUGAUCAGAAGUCCAAUUAUACUUUCAACCUCGCUGCCGACGUAAAUGAUUUCCCUAUUGUGUAUGCUAGGACGCACUGGGGUAUUGGUGAGCUCCGCUGGGAUAUCUUUGACUCAACCUGGACCGAACGUAAAUGGGUAUAUCCGCCGGUCCCAGGCCAGAACGGUUACGUUGGCACUGUGGCGUACUGGGCCGACUCUGGCUACUACUAUUACUUUGAUCCUGCCAACAAUGACGCCAAUAAUACGAUCUCGUUCCCGCUCAAGGACAUCUACAGGAGCUCUGUUGAUGUCGGUGAUCAGGAGUACUGGUGGCUCGGGAGGCUGGGCGAUGGCACUCAGAUCAAGCCUGGUAAAUAUGUGAUGCGCUUUGCCGUCCUUGCACCCUUUGGAGACCCGACACAUGCCGACAACUGGGACACUUUCACGAAGCCUUUCACGGUUCUCCCACUUGCCUAA